AUGUCUACUACAGACAAGGUCAUCCCAACUCUCUUUAAGCCGACCAAGCUAGGCAACUUAUUGUUGAACCAUCGAGUUGUGCUAGCACCGCUCACGCGUUUCCGCGCGGACGACGACUCCGUGCAUACGGAGCUGGCCGUCGAGUACUACAGACAACGUUCCAGCACCCCCGGAACUUUCCUCAUCACCGAGGCGACUGUCAUCGCGCCACAAGCCGGUGGCUACCCUAACGCGCCUGGUAUAUGGAACAACGAGCAGGUUGCAGCAUGGAAGAAGAUUGCUGAUGUCGUCCACGGGAAUGGCUGCCCCAUCUUUAUGCAAUUGUGGUCCAUAGGCCGCGUAGCCGUCCCGGAGGUGCUGGAGAAGUAUGGACACGAUGUCGUCGGCCCGAGCGCGAUUGCCCUUGACGCGAACCACGCGACACCUCGAGCGCUCACCGUUGAUGAGAUUAAGGAGUAUGUCCAACUCUACGCGCAGGCGGCGAGGAACGCCAUCCGUGCUGGCUUCGACGGUGUUGAGGUUCACUCUGCGAACGGUUACCUUCUUGACGAGUUUAUCCAGAGCAACUCAAACCACCGGACGGACGAGUAUGGUGGAAGCAUUGAGAACCGUAUCCGCUUCACCGCAGAAGUCGUUGAGGCCAUCGCGGCGGCGGUCGGUCCUGAGCGUACCUCCGUCAGAUUGAGCCCGUGGUCAAGGUUCCAAGCAAUGCGUAUGCCGGACCCGAUCCCGACGUUCAACGCACUUGUGCAGCGCCUCGCCGAUACGCAGCCCGCUCUCGCCUACCUGCACAUCGUAGAGCCUCGGGUAAACGGCGAGGCCGACGCGACAGAUGUAGGCGAAGACAACAACGAUGUCCUCAAGAAGAUUUGGUCCCCUCGGCCUCUUGUCGUCGCAGGUGGCUUCAGCCUGGAGACUGCCCUACAAGUGUCAGAACGCCAGGAGAAUGUACUUGUCGCGAUGGGCAGGUAUUUCAUCUCCAAUCCAGAUCUGCCGAGAAGGUGGCAGGAGGGCUUCGCUCUGGCUCCAUAUGAACGACAGUACUUCUACUCUCGGGGAUCUAGAGGUUAUACAGACUAUGCACCCUACGUAGAGGCGACCAAGAUUGCAGUCUGA
Peniophora sp. CBMAI 1063 is the source of this 1116-nucleotide messenger RNA. The record is from the annotation of a GenBank genome assembly. NCBI's taxonomy places the organism in Eukaryota, Fungi, Basidiomycota, Agaricomycetes, Russulales, Peniophoraceae.